Maylandia zebra (zebra mbuna) is the source of this 7043-nucleotide messenger RNA. Its product is annotated as SH3 domain and tetratricopeptide repeat-containing protein 1. Gene Ontology annotation, molecular function: protein binding. The record is from RefSeq and is a predicted model, not a curated record. NCBI's taxonomy places the organism in Eukaryota, Metazoa, Chordata, Actinopteri, Cichliformes, Cichlidae.
UGACUGGUCGCAGAGGACGUUGCGCAGCUGCCUUGGAAAUGUCAGCCCGGUCGGAGCGGGAUUCUUGGAGCCACAAGUACCGGAGACAGCUUUCCACUGACGUCCAGCAGUACCGGCAUAUGACGGAGAUACUACACCGGCCGAGCGGAAUGGCAGUGCAUGGUUUGUCUGGAGAUGCUGUGAGUCUGAAGGGAACUCUGUCAGCGUAUGAGGAAAACUUCCCAGUAGCUCUUCCUGUACUGCUGGAUGUGGUCAGGGGUCCAGACCAUCUUCCUGCAGAUGAAAAGUCACAGGAAAUGCUGCGAGGGAAACUGUGCAUGCUGGAGGCUGACAGCUCCGAGGUCAAUACCCUAUUUAAGGAGCUGUCCGCCCAUCUCAUCUCCAUCAACAGUGAAAGAAAAGCCAUUUAUGUGAUGUUCACAACGUUUGAAGACAUAUGGAAGUUCACCACAUAUUACAGAAUAGGUUUCCUGCGCCAUUGCAUGGAGAACCUACUGCUAGAGCAGACGUUCUGGCUCAGUUCUUUGAAGGAUGACUUUGCUAUUGAGGUGACCAUUCAGGAGGAAACACUUAACCUUUUCUACAGAGGCAUCCUCCUACAAGAAGGUUCAUUGUUUGCCAGUUGCAGUGCCAGCCAGAUGUUUGACAGUUCAACCUCUGGAGGAGACCUGUACUUGGAGCAGGGAGACAUAGCCCAGUUCGAGCCUCCCUUCCUAGGCUCAGGGUGGACUGUUCUCUGUCUGGCUGAUGGAGCACGGGGCACUGCACCUAGACCUGCUCUGGAGCCAGUCAUCCCUUUCCAUCAGUGGUUUCUCAAAUCUUGUGCAGAAAGCAUUUUAAUAGGUGAUGGGAAAUCUACCUGUGACUUCCCUCUGCACUUUGCCAGAGGAACCUGUCUAGCUAAAAAGGAGUAUGAUGCUGAGGGCCCGGACGAGCUGAGUGUGUCACCUGGUGAUCCCAUCACGAUUGUGGGAUUUUUGGUGCCUUGUUUUGAUUGGUUCACGGGGAAGAAGGAAGCAACAGGAGAAAUAGGUCUGGUCAGGACAAGCUUGGUAAAACCGUCCACUGACGCUUACGACUCUGCAGAGAUUUUUUUAGAUGAAGAGGAUUGGAUUUUCUCGAGUCCGCAAGAGGAAAAAGUCAUCGAACAAUCCAUUGCCAUAUUGAAGAAAAAAUCUCAUAAUGAUAUUGGGCAUAAUUACAAACUAGAUAUGGUCACUUAUCAGGAUUCUGAGAAAAAAACAUCACCCAGCUUUUCAAGAAAAGUUGAGUCUGAACAGAAAGAGUUCAAGACAAACAUUCACAGGUUUCUUGAUCAAGACAAACAGUCGACCCCUCAUUACACCGUAACCAAGAGGGAGACUCUAGAGGAAUCGGGCCUGGCUGCGGAGGCAAAAAGCCCCAAACUUCCCUCUUUCGUGGUGCAACCAGUUGAAGGGAACAAGAACACAUUGAUUCCACUCUUAUCUUUUUUGGACGGCCGAGACUACAAAGUAGAGUUUGGCAUUCUGUACGGACUGAGUUCUGAAAAACUGGCCUCCUCCACUUUCACUGGUCACUGUGAUGAGGAUGAACUGAUUUCCUUUCUGGGUGUUGCCAGGGAGACAGCCAGGAAGAAACACCUUUUCUGGUCACAAACUCGUUUAUGCUUCCUGUUGGGGAAGCUCUGUGUGGGUAGGUCAAAGUUCAAUCAAGCCCAGGUUUAUUUUGAGGAAACUCUCAGUGUCCCAAGAGAAGGCUUCACAGACCUCAGGCUGUUGGCCAGCAUCUUCUCCAACCUUGCUGCAACAUAUCUUUUGCAGAAAAAUACAGAAAGUUUCUUUGCUGUGACAGAACGACUUGUUGCCUUACUAAUAGGAAUCCCAGAUUGUCUGAAAAGCUUAGAGGACAACUCUUCUCUUAAAUACAUGCUCAAGAAAGCUAUCCUCUCUCACAACAAAAUGGCAGAAGCCCGGGCUUGUCUGCUGUUGGCAAAGCACCACUGGACUUCUGCUAUGGGAGCUCAAGUUGUUCCUUAUCUGGAAAGGCUACUCAUUCUUUGUGAUGAAGCUCAAAGACCAUGGAGGAUCUCUCCCAGUCAUGGAUAUCUGGCGCUGGGAAAGCUUUACAGUGAACUUCACCGUCCCCACCUCAGUGCCAGUUCAGUCAGGAGAGCUUCUCUGCUGCCCUCUGCCACGCUCUCUGACUGUCUUGGCAGUAUGGUAUUACUUUUGGACACUGUCGCUGAACAAGAAACCCCCGUUCCACCUCAGAUGGCUCCAUAUUUGCACAAAGCUCUCACUUUUCCAAAGCUCCAAAGUAGAGAGAGAAACCAUUACCAAAUUUUGAGCCACCAGCUCACUGUUUGUCUUUGCCAACUCUAUUGCAAACACAAGAUGACGGGACAUGCGAUUUGCCAUAUGCAGGCUCUCAUCAACAACAGUCCUUCGAGGCAAGUUUGCGUCUCUGUUUCAGAAAGAAAAGGUUUUCUCAUCUGGCUGGCGUGGCUUUACAUUGACAACAGUCAGCCUGCAGUUGCUUUGGACAUACUGGAAUCAAUCCUGGCUUCGAUUCCAGAGCACUGCACAACUCCUCAGGAAGGUGUGGUUCUCAACAUGCGGGGCGUGGCACUUCGAUGUAUGGGUGAUGUUCGGAGGGCAGCAGAGAGCUACCAGGCUGCUAUUGACAUCUGCCAAGAGUUUGAAGAUAUGCCAAACGGGGCCGUAGCUCAGGCCAAUCUAGGGUUGUUGUGUCUGAAGGCUGGAGCGAAAACACUAGCAGAGAGGCAUCUGUCUGAGGCAGUUCAGCUUUUCUCUGAGCUCAGUGAAGAAAGCAAUGUGGAAAACUUUAUCCCCGUAUUGAUGGAGCUGGGAAAGUAUUAUGUGAAGCAACAGCAGCUGGACUAUGGGAAAGGAUGCUAUGAGUGGGCUCUGCUUCUGGCAAUCAAUGCUAACUUGUUAGAGUACGAGCUCAGUGUAACACGAUGUCUGUGUCGUCUGUAUGAGUGUAAGAUUCCAAACCAGGUUCAGUGGAUAAUCUACAGUCAGCACCGAGUCCAGCUGCUGAGACACACCGGAUACAGAGAACAGGAGGGAGAAGCACUGGAAGCAAUCAGCCAGAUCUACCUUUCUAUUGGCACAGAACAGGCGUACCGAGCUGCUCUUGACUACACCAAGACCAGUCUGGGUAUUUUCAUUGACCUGGGCUGCAAGGAGAAGGAAGCAUAUGGCUGGCUACAAGCCGGGAAGAUCUACCAGCUGCUGGGCCAGAUUGAACUGGUGGACAUUUAUGUUCAGGCAGCUCAGGAUGUAGCUUUGAGCACAGGAGACACAAGCUUUAUCUUGAAGCUUCUUGAAACUGCAGGAGACAUUUUCUUCGACAGCUGCCGGGACAGGGACAAGGCUGUCCUCUUCUACAGGGACCGUGCUCUGCCAAUCGCAGUGAAGAGCAACAGCAUUCACAGUAGACUGAGGUUGUGCAAUAAGCUCACUGAAGUGAUGUUCUGUCUCAAGCUGUACGGGGAAGCAGUGGAGUUUGCUCACAUUGCAGCUGACAUCAGUAAGAGUCUGGGUGAGCGUCUGAAUGAGCGAGUGGCGUGCCACCGUCUGGGCUCACUGUACCACUGUCUGAAACAGUGUGAACUGGCUGAGCACUAUUACCUGAAGACCCUGACCCUCUGCCCAACACCUCUGCAGUUCGAUGAGGAGCCACUGUAUUAUGUGAGGCUGUACCAAACACUGGGAGACAUUAUAUUCACUGAUCUGAAGGACCCUUUUGAUGCUGCUGGAUACUACCACUUAGCUCUCGCUGCAGCCAUGGAUCUGGGCAACAAAAAGUCUCAGUUGCAGCUGUGCACCCAACUCGCCACCAUCUACCACAACUUCAUAAUAGACCGGGAGCGCUCGCUCUUCUUUUAUCAAAAGGCACGAGGAUUUGCUGCAGAGCUGAACGCAAAGAGGAUAAAUAUUUCACCAGGCCAGCAGUACAGCAGCGCACAAUACAAGAAUAUAGGACAGUAGGAGGGACACUGCAUGAAGACAGGAGAUGCUAUUUGUUGGUACAGAGUAGACAUGAAGCAACGUUCCACACUGAAGAUGCUUUUCAAAGUUUCACAGUUUUGUUUUCCAACAUGAUGAUAAAGUCAAUAAUUCCAGAGAAAAAACAGAUUUUUUUCAGCAGUUUAAAUAAUAAAACGUCAUAACUCUGAGCCACCGUUGCUGUAAGACGAGCGUGCCAGCGGCAUAAACCAGGCAUAUACUGAAAUUUUUUUAUCAUUGAAAUGAAAUACAUAAUGAAAUAUUUAUUUAAUAUCGUUUGUUUUAGGUCACAUAGAGGGAUCUUUGUCUCAAACCUAAUUAAGCUCUUUAAUUCGAUGUUUCUUUCUGAGACGCACCGUGUUUGAUGCUGUUUGCUUCCCUGAAAUCUGAAUGCCUGUGGGUCUCUAACUUUAUCUUUGUGUUUACUUCAUAUUUCAUUUAAAUAGACAACUGUGAACAGGUACGUCCUGACACGUGGAAACAGGGAAACACUGUUCACUCGUUUAAAAUCGACAGCUGGUCACUAGUGAACAUCCCAGGCUGGAUCUUAUUCAUGUAACUUUCUUUUUUUUUUUUUUAAUUAGUUUUUCUGUUUUCACAAACAGUACAUAAUUACAUAACAUAAUAAAGUGUACAAUUCAGAACCAAAAAUAAAUAAAUAAAUAAACAAAACAAAUAAACAAAACAAAAAAAACAGACUGAUAACUAAGCACAGAACGACAGCUCAGUUCCAUCUAAAAAAUAAAUAAAUAAAGAGAAAAUACAAUACAGUACAAUACCUGUGGUCCCAGUAUUACGUUGCAGUUUGAACACUCAAGAGAAUCCUUGUAACAUAAUAUUAGAAACAUCAGAUUCCACAUAAUUCAAGUAUGGUUCCCACACCUUAAAGAAAUGAUCUGUUUUUGAGUGCAAUACACAUGUAAAGAUAUUCCAAUGGCACUAGAUCCAACACUACUCAUUGCCAACCUAAAUCCAUUGGAGUAUUAUAUUCUUCUUUGCCGCAUCGGUGAGAACACAGUACAAUCUCCUAUUAUUCUUGGAUAUUAAUCGCCGGCUGGGAAGGCCCAGUAUAAGAGACAGAGGGUCCAUCUCCAAUUCACAACCGAAAAUCUUCUCCAUUUGAGAUAACACAUUAGACCAAUAUUCUUGCAAUUUCAAACAUGACCAGAAGCUGUGAGUUAGGGUACCAAUUUCUGUCUUGCAUUUGAGGCACAUGGGUGAAAGGGUAGGAUUAUACUGAUGUCUGCGAAAUAUGGAUAUAUGCAUUCUGUGUAUGAUUUUUAACUAUUGCUUUGGUACGAUUACAAACUGAGAUUGAUUUGGCAUAACUCCAGACAUCUUUCCACUCUUCAUCAUCAAUUGCUAUACCUAACUCCUUUUCCCAUGUGCCUUUAAGCCUCUGUGACAUCACUGAAAGUACAGAAUAUAAAGCCUUAUAAAAUAUCUUAUUCAUGUAACUUUCUAAAGUGCACUUGCUUACUACUUUGAUGUGACUUUGAUGGGAGAAAUAAUUAUUCAAUCCCCUGUUGAAUUUUUAUGAAAUGAAUAGUCCUUUACUUCUGUAGUCUAAUAGUUCUUUAUAAUAAUUUCAGUUUGAUGGAGAGAGACAGAAUCUCAAAAAACUCGGAAACAUUACAGUUACUUGAAGUUGAUUUAAUUUAAUUAAUUUGUGCGUUUUUGAUCCCCUACAAGCCAGUUUGACCCCAGUGUAAUCUGUGCACCACAGAGUCAGUCAAUUACAAACACUCCUACUCUCAGUUUGUUAUGUGUACACUGCAUGAGUGUGUUAUGGGAUCAGCCGCCUCAAGGUCAGAGGUCAAGUUUUCUGAAAAUAGUUUGAAUGCAGUAAAUGAGUUAUAUGAGUGACAAGUACGAACAGUUCUAAAGACGUUCUCGUAUUUUUAACAAUUACCGGAUGAUUCCCAAAGAGUUGGUGAUCAAAUAUUGUUGGGUCCUGAAAAAAAACUGGAUCAGUGGACAAAAGAAGUCACGAAGCUGAAACGGUACAUCUGAAAGUUGUGACUUUCACCUGCAAAAGGUCACACACACAAAAAGCAACAGUAUCUUGUAUAGUAUCAAAAACGGUAGCUUGUGUCAUAUGAAGCAUGUCAGUUUGCCUCCUGUUUCUACAGGAGCAGAGCAACUGCCAGUACAGUCCUGAAAACCUGGAGGAGCCUCUGUUGUGGUUUGGGGCUGCCAGACAGAAUUUUGUGUUGCGCUGUUCAUUUUGUCUGCUGUAUUUUUCUUUAUGUAAGCUCUUAGUGGCAGCUGACUAGCUGGAGACCAAAUGGUACUGACUAUAAACUGGGAUUGGAGCAUAAGAGAAAGCAUAAAUGUACUGUCAGAUAUUAUCUGUCAUGCUGUACCAUCUAGAAAACAUCUUGUUGGCAACAGCUUCAUUCUGUAGUUUGGAAAUCAUUCCUAACCAACGCAGUAAAAUCAUCGUUGAAUAGACUGAAGUCAUGGAUUAGCCUUCCGAGAGUCUGGAAUCUCAACAUCGUUGAGGUAGUGUGGGAUUAUAUGGACACCAACAGGAACACAGGAGAGAAUGUUGAAAGAGUCUGCAGAUCAUCUACCUCCUUUAAGAUGCUUGGAAAACUGUAGACCUGAAGACUAUUUAAAGGAAGUACAACAAAUGGCACUUAAGAGAGUGCCAUUUGUUGUGUUGAAGAAUAGAGAUGGCCAGCAGAAUUGUACAAACCCUGGUUUUGCCUCAUGUACUGUUUUUCCAUGUAAAUUAGGUGCAGCUAUUGAUUAAACCUAUUUCCCGUUUUCCUAGCAAAAUAUUAAAAAGUGACGAUUGACCCAAGACUUUUGUAUAGUGCUGGAAAUAGUUGGGGUUUUUUUUGUAAAUCAUACAAUUUUAAAUUCUAAAUCUUUUCAGUUUUUAUUCUUUAAACAUUUUAGUGUUUCAGGAGAUCAAUCCUGGAUUUAUUUUUUAUUUGUUUGUUUGUUUGUUAACAAUAAUAAAUCUUUUUGGAUGUCAGAAAAACAACCUACUGUCUUCUGAGUUGACACAAGGACAAA